GUCUCAUGUUAUAUGUCAAAGGCUGAGCUCCAGGGCUGAGGUGCAGUCACCGAUUGCAGGCUGUGCUUUUCCAAGUCUAACCAGAUAAUCUACUGUCUGUAGUUUGCAGUAGCUCUAUUUCUUUUUUUCUGCUCGAGAUGUUGUGCUUGGCUUCUCAUGGCGAGUUACUGACGUUAUCUGGCAGAGGCUGCCUCCUCUCAUCUGUCAUCUGGUAGCAGUUGGGUUCAGCACGACUUCCACACAGAGAGCAAGGUCAAUGCAAGACACCAGCCUGACACCAGGACUGAAGACGCCUGCCGCAAAGGUGGUUGAAUACGACGAACAUGGCUGACACUUGUGACAAAUGGCAGCAGAGAGGUUCUAGUGAGAGGAGUGGGGUCCAGCUUCAGUUCAUCAGGGGCUCCAGCAGCGUCUCCAACUCUAAAACCACCACCAUCCGUCUUCGGGACAUUUAUGACCCCAAGCCUCAAUCGCCCAAACCUCCAGUUCGGAUCCGCCCUCCUCCACCCAGAACCCCCCCAGGGACGGAGCCCGGUUUAACACCCGGCACCACCACUGAGCCCCCGGUGAGGACGAUCAUGAGGAAACGAGCUCAGUCUCUACCUUCAAAUGCAGAGAGGAAGAAAGAGCUCAGGAGCCCGCAGGUUCGCUUCGUGGACUCGCUGGGCCUGGAGUUAGAGGAAGUGAAGGUCUUCAAAGUUCAGGAGCACCCGUUGAUCCCCCAACACGUUAUGUUCAGACUCAUGAUGAGCUCUGAGCUGGCUUUUCGGAAGUCACAGGAGCUCUCCCUGCCGUACUUCAAACCCUGUUUCCCAGAAAACAUGGAAGCUCAGCCCGACUUCCAGAGGCGUCUCUGCACUCAGAGUGUGUGUCUGCAGCGGGUCCUGUGUUCAGAGCAGGGGAUCACAGGCACCAUACAGGCACUGAAUCUAGCUUAUGAGAAAGAGGUCACAGUGCACUACUCUUUCACCAACUGGAGAACACAUACAGAGGCAAGUGCAUGCUGGGUAUCGAGUGCCAACCACGGGGAGAAUGGCGCUCCAGAGGCAGACACCUUCAGGUUUCGUCUGCCGGUGCCGCCCUUCAUUUUGCAGCCAGGAGCUGUGUUGGAAUUUGCCAUCCGCUACCAUGUGAGAGGAUCUGAUUACUGGGACAACAACGAUGGAAACAAUUACAAACUGUCGUGCCACAGCUACAAAGUGACUGUGCCGAGGGAGUGCGAGGACAGCAUGCUGCAUUUUACCUGAGUGUCCACAAUGGGGGGCUGUACAACACUUUGCAGUAACUAUUACCAAUGUGUCCUUUACUUUAGUAUAAACCCCUACUGGACUGUAAUAAAGUGUAUACAUCAGUACAUCUAC
Platichthys flesus (European flounder) is the source of this 1361-nucleotide messenger RNA. RefSeq names its product protein phosphatase 1, regulatory subunit 3Db (gene ppp1r3db). NCBI's taxonomy places the organism in Eukaryota, Metazoa, Chordata, Actinopteri, Pleuronectiformes, Pleuronectidae. Gene Ontology annotation, molecular function: protein phosphatase 1 binding; glycogen binding. The coding region runs from base 324 to 1247 and encodes 307 amino acids. Gene Ontology annotation, cellular component: protein phosphatase type 1 complex. The transcript is spliced from 2 exons. Gene Ontology annotation, biological process: regulation of glycogen biosynthetic process. The record is from RefSeq and is a predicted model, not a curated record.